Messenger RNA from Olea europaea var. sylvestris, 2088 nucleotides. RefSeq names its product beta-D-glucosyl crocetin beta-1,6-glucosyltransferase-like. NCBI's taxonomy places the organism in Eukaryota, Viridiplantae, Streptophyta, Magnoliopsida, Lamiales, Oleaceae. The transcript is spliced from 3 exons. The coding region runs from base 122 to 1495 and encodes 457 amino acids. The record is from RefSeq and is a predicted model, not a curated record. Gene Ontology annotation, molecular function: UDP-glycosyltransferase activity.
GUUGAAUGCUAUUCAGUGUAGUUCACGGACUAAAAUAAAAAAAUUGGCCACCGUCUAUUCCAAUUCAUUUCUGUCUUGACCUCUCCAUUUUCUUUGAGUUCUUGAGAGGAGGGUUUCAUUCAUGGAGUCAAAACAGACAAGUUUCAGAAUUCUUAUGUUCCCAUGGUUAGCUCAUGGACAUAUUUUCCCCUUUCUUGAAUUAUCAAAGAAAUUACUCUCAAAGAAAAACUUCACAAUAAGCUUUUGUACCACACCCAUCAAUAUUGAUUCAAUCAAGAACAGUUUGCAGAAAAAAUUAUCUGAUUUGUCAGUAGAAUUUGUAGAACUCCAUUUACCUUCACUACCUGAACUUCCUCCACAAUAUCAUACAACCAAAAAUGUCCCACCAGAUCUUAUGCCAACACUUAUGCAGGCUUUUCAGAUGUCAAGUUCAAGCUUCUCCAGCAUCAUCAGCAACUUGAAGCCUGACUUGCUGAUAUACGACGGGUUCCAGCCCUGGGCUGCCAGACUUGCUUCAUCACAAGGUGUUCCUGCCGUUCUCUUUUCUAUUUCUGGAGCAACACAGUUUUCAUUUUUUCAUCAUAUUCAUACACAUGGGAAUGCUACUAAUUUCCCUUAUCCUGCAAUAUAUUCUCGGGAUUACGAACGAAAGGAUCUGAAAGCUCUAGGAGAAUCAAUAAAAGUUAAAGAUGCAGACGAAGGUUUUGCAUUUGGGAUAUUCAAACAAUCUCGUGACAUUGUUUUGGUCAAGACCUGUAAAGGAAUAGAGGAAAAAUACAUUGAUUAUCUCUCGAUCUUGUGCCACAGAAAAAUAGUUCCUGUAGGCCCUCUUGUUACAGAUACUAAAAACGAAGAGGAAAAUUCAGAAAUCAAGAAAUGGCUGAGUACAAAAGAUCAGUUUUCUACUGUGUACAUUUCCUUUGGCAGUGAAAAUUACUUGUCCAAGGAGCAGAUGGAAGAAAUUGCAGUAGGGUUAGAGUUAAUCAAUGUAAACUUUAUAUGGGUUAUUAGAUUUCCUGCUGGAAAUGAAGUAAGAGUUGACGAAUUCUUGCCGGAGGGAUUCCUUGAAAGGGUGAAAGAGCGGGGGAAAAUUCUGCAGGGAUGGGCUCCACAGGCAGAAAUCUUGGCACAUUCAAGUAUUGGUGGUUUUAUGAGCCACUGUGGGUGGAGUUCUGUCAUUGAAACCAUUUAUUCUGGGGUUCCACUAAUAGCCAUGCCUUUGAAACUUGAUCAGCCUAUAAAUGCUAGAAUGGUGGUCGAGGCUGGUGCAGCUGUCGAGGUCGUGAGAGAUGACGACGGACGGUUUAGGGCGGAAGAGGUGGCAAAGGCUAUAAAAGCGGCGGUUUUGGAGAAGAGUAGUGGGGAAAGUUUAAGGACUAAAGCUAUGGAAUUGAGCCAGAAAAUGAAAAUGGAGGAAGAAGAAGCCAUAAAUGAAGCAGCGGAUCAGCUAUGGCAGAUUUGUACGAAGAAUCAUGAUAUUGUGCAAUUUUCUUGAACAUCUCAGCUCAGAGAAAUAAAGGGUGGAGAGUAUCAAAGCAAAAUUCUUAUGUUCCUAUGGUUGGCUCAUGGUCAUAUAUUCCCGUCUUGAGCUAGCCAAGAAACUAUCACAGAAAAACUUCCACAUGUAUCUCUGUUCUACAGCAAUCAAUCUAACUUCAAUCAGUAAAUCCACUGAAAAUAACUCCGGCGAUUUCUCAGUACAACUAGUCGAACUCCAUUUACCCUCAUGGCCUGAACUUCCUCCCAGUUACCAAACAACCAGAAACGUGCCUCCAGAUCUUAUGCCGAAGCUCCAUGAGGCUUUCCAAUUGUCACGCUCCAGCUUUGCAGAGGUCAUCAAAACCAUAAUGCCUGACUUGGUCAUAUAUGAUUUAUUCCAACCAUGGGCUGCCACACUUGCUUCAUCACCAGGUAUUCCUGCAGUUUAUUUUGCCACUUCAGGAGCAGCGGCAAAUUCUUUUUACCAACAUUCCACUACUUAUGGGAAUGAUACUUUCCCUUAUCAGGCAAUCUAUCUACGGGAUUACGAAAGAAUGACUAUAGACGUUCUACUCAAUAUUGAAGAUUCAGGUGAAGACUUUCCUUUUG